Molecule: messenger RNA, 4923 nt
Organism: Sus scrofa (pig)
Lineage: Eukaryota; Metazoa; Chordata; Mammalia; Artiodactyla; Suidae
Source: RefSeq, a predicted model, not a curated record
GGGCGAGCAGGGGAGGAGGAGGAGGCGGGAGCCGUGUCGCACGCAGCUCCAGGCGGGGCAGCCCCGGCGGCUGAGGGACGCGGCCAGACCUUGGCGGGACGGGGAUUUAACCGGGGCCCGGCCCAGCGACCAGGUGGAAACGUAGCCGGAGCCACUUAGGCACCCGGGAAAUACGGGACAGGCCUGAAUGGUGCACUGGGAGGAUGCACAGGGCAUCAGUGAGGAGACUGAGGAAAUGCCUGGCCCUGUAGUCCAGUUGGAGGGCCAAGGUCUGUCCUAUGAGUUGGAAGCCACCCUCCUCCCUGAAACCGGAGACUUCAGUCCCCCUGAGCCUCCCUGUGGUCAUCUUUCAUCUUUGCACUCAACCCCCCAGAGCUGCAUUUACAUCCUCUCCGACCCAAAUUCCUCCUCUUCCAGCCACAGCCUCCUCUGGAGAGAGAAUGAGGUUCAGGCCUUUUCUGGCCGUCAUUUCCCCUUUCAGUUUUCUUUACUGCUUCUUGACCAGAAUUCUUAAGGAUAAUCUGCAUUUCAAACCCAUCACAGCUCAAUUCCUACUCUUAAAACCACAGUGAAAGCUGCCUGCCGAGGUCACCUGCUACUUAACAUGGAACUAAGGUCAGAAGCUACAUUCAAAUACUGUCACAAUGAUGAAAGUAAUAGCUAGCAUUUACCAGACACUACAUUGCCACAUUCAGUCCUGAUCCCCCUGGAAGAUAGUAAAUGAUUUACCCAAGAUCGUAUGAGAAAUCCAUGGCAGCGACUAUAUUAGGCCCAGGCAACCUUGGCCUCUUCCUCCCUUGGUCUCCAGGAUAGGUUUUGUGUUUGGCUGUAACUUUGUGGGGUACAGACUGUGGUUUUCCCAUCAUCUAUUGAGUUUCUAAGUACUUCUCAGAGAGGGGGGAAAUGGAGUUCCCUGGUGGCCCAGUGGUUAAGGACCCAGCAGUUGUCUUUACUGUGGCUCAGAUCACUGCAGUGGCACCGGCUGGAGAACUUAAAUGUGCUGUAGGCACAGCCAAAAGACAUGUUCCUUAGAACUCAGUUUGGGCCCGUCUCUUUCUGUAACUUCUCUAACUCUGGUUCCCAGACUCGAGUAGUGCUCAUUAGAGAUAAGCUCUCCACAAUUCAGCUUCCUGGAUGAGUCCUAAGCACCUCAGAUUCAUGGAGUCUGAAAGUAACCCACCUUCAGUCUUCCACUCUACUGUGUUCUUUCGCCAUAGCUGGUCCCAUAGUCCAUCUGUCAUGUAGAUACAUGGUUGGCAUUUAUCCUACACACUCAAGUCAACAGAAGAGAAAUCCAUAGAAGACUGCCUAUUGCAGAAUUACUUGACUGCCUAUUGCAGAAUUACUUGACUGCCUAUUGCAGAAUUACUUACAGCUGUUAAAAAGUGAACACCACUUAGAAGCUCCUUAGCAUGGCACUAGUGUGAUGAACAGUAGAAUGUGAUACACUUACAAAUCUGGUGAGACGUAGCUCAUUAAGUGAGGUUUAUCCCAUUAAGUGAAAUAAGUGGCAGAACAGUGUGUGGUUGAUCCCAAGAGUUAGGAAUAUGUAGGGGUCAGCAGAGGUCCCCCCAACUUUUUUCCCAAGUUAUGUUGUUCCUUGAAUCAUUAGUGUUUUCUUGAAAAUCCAGUCCUGAGAUAAUGUUUCGGAAAAAGUAGUCUCUGGCCAAGUUCUAGCAUCAACUGCUUUUUACUUGUUUUCUGACCAAAAUUCAUAAGACAUGUUCAUUUAUUAAGGCCUAUGAAAUCUGGUAGCAAACAGAAUAUUUAGCUUCCCUAAAGCUAGCAUUUCCCCAGACUUCCUUGGUGAUCUUUAUUUAUUUUUUCCUUUUUUGGCCUCCCCGAGUCAUAUGGCGUUCCUGGGCCAGGGAUCAGAUCUGAACCGCAAUUGUGACCUAAGCUGCAGCUGCGGCAGCACUGGAUCCUUAACCCAUUCAGCUGGGUCAGGGAUCUAACCCGUGCUUCCAAGACACCACCGAUCCCUUUGCACCACAACAGGAAUUCCUGUUUGCCUGCAAUGAGAUUUCAUUCUCUACAUUUAAAGGACAUCCUUUCUGAGCUGCUGUGAAUACAUUUGGAAUGAUACUGUAUAUUUUCAUCUAAUGGAGAAUUAGCUGUACCUUGAAUAAGGAUUGCUGCACUGGACGACUUGAGAAUAUUAGUCACAAUGUCAUCCAACAGGAGUCAGAAUCCCCAUGGACUGAAGCAGAUUGGCCUUGACCAGAUCUGGGACGACCUCAGAGCUGGAAUCCAGCAAGUGUAUACCAGACAGAGUAUGGCGAAGUCCAGAUACAUGGAACUCUACACUCAUGUUUAUAACUACUGCACAAGUGUUCACCAGUCAAACCAAGCACGAGGUGCUGGUGUCCCUCCUUCUAAAUCAAAAAAAGGACAGACGCCUGGAGGAGCUCAGUUUGUUGGCUUGGAAUUAUACAAACGACUUAAAGAAUUUUUGAAGAAUUACUUGACAAAUCUUCUUAAGGACGGAGAAGAUCUGAUGGAUGAGAGUGUACUGAAGUUCUACACUCAGCAGUGGGAAGAUUACCGAUUUUCAAGCAAAGUGCUGAAUGGGAUUUGUGCCUACCUCAAUAGACAUUGGGUUCGCCGCGAAUGCGACGAAGGACGGAAAGGAAUCUAUGAAAUCUAUUCUCUUGCAUUGGUGACUUGGAGAGAUUGUCUUUUCAGGCCACUGAAUAAACAGGUAACAAAUGCUGUUUUAAAACUAAUCGAAAAGGAAAGAAAUGGUGAAACCAUCAAUACAAGACUGAUAAGUGGAGUUGUACAGUCUUAUGUGGAACUGGGGCUGAAUGAAGAUGAUGCAUUUGCGAAGGGCCCUACGCUAACAGUGUACAAGGAAUCCUUUGAAUCUCAGUUUUUGGCUGACACAGAGAGAUUUUAUACCAGAGAGAGUACCGAAUUCUUGCAGCAGAACCCAGUUACUGAAUAUAUGAAAAAGGCAGAGGCUCGUCUGCUGGAGGAACAGCGGAGAGUCCAGGUCUACCUUCAUGAAAGCACCCAGGACGAGCUAGCAAGGAAGUGUGAGCAGGUGCUUAUUGAGAAACACUUGGAAAUCUUCCACACAGAAUUUCAGAAUUUACUGGAUGCUGACAAAAAUGAAGAUUUGGGUCGCAUGUAUAAUCUUGUAUCUAGAAUCCAGGAUGGCCUGGGAGAAUUGAAAAAACUCCUGGAGACACACAUUCAUAAUCAGGGUCUUGCAGCAAUUGAAAAAUGUGGAGAAGCUGCUUUGAAUGACCCCAAAAUGUAUGUACAGACAGUGUUGGAUGUUCAUAAAAAGUACAACGCCCUGGUGAUGUCCGCGUUCAACAAUGAUGCUGGCUUUGUGGCUGCGCUGGACAAGGCUUGCGGGCGCUUCAUAAACAACAACGCAGUUACCAAAAUGGCUCAGUCUUCCAGCAAAUCCCCUGAGUUGCUGGCUCGAUACUGUGACUCCUUGUUGAAGAAGAGUUCCAAGAACCCAGAAGAAGCAGAGCUAGAAGACACACUCAAUCAAGUGAUGGUGGUCUUCAAGUACAUAGAGGACAAAGAUGUGUUCCAGAAGUUCUAUGCAAAGAUGCUGGCCAAGAGGCUUGUCCAUCAGAAUAGCGCCAGCGAUGAUGCUGAAGCAAGCAUGAUCUCUAAGUUAAAGCAAGCUUGUGGUUUUGAGUAUACCUCUAAACUUCAGCGGAUGUUUCAAGAUAUUGGUGUAAGCAAAGAUUUGAACGAGCAGUUCAAAAAGCACCUGACGAAUUCAGAACCACUGGACUUGGAUUUCAGUAUUCAAGUUCUCAGCUCCGGAUCGUGGCCCUUUCAGCAAUCCUGUACGUUUGCCUUGCCGUCAGAGUUGGAACGGAGUUAUCAGCGAUUCACAGCUUUUUAUGCUAGCCGUCACAGUGGGAGAAAAUUGACAUGGUUGUAUCAGCUGUCUAAAGGAGAGUUAGUAACAAACUGCUUCAAAAACAGAUACACUUUGCAGGCAUCUACGUUCCAGAUGGCCAUCCUGCUCCAGUACAACACAGAAGACGCUUACGCUGUGCAGCAGCUGACCGACAGCACCCAGAUCAAAAUGGACAUUUUGGCACAAGUCCUACAGAUUUUAUUGAAGUCAAAGUUAUUGGUCUUGGAAGAUGAAAAUGCAAAUGUUGAUGAGGUGGAAUUGAAGCCAGAUACCUUAAUAAAAUUAUAUCUUGGUUAUAAAAAUAAGAAAUUAAGGGUUAACAUCAAUGUGCCAAUGAAAACAGAACAGAAGCAGGAACAAGAAACCACACACAAAAACAUUGAGGAAGAUCGGAAACUACUGAUCCAGGCGGCUAUUGUGAGAAUUAUGAAAAUGAGGAAGGUUCUAAAACACCAGCAGUUACUCGGAGAAGUCCUAACCCAGCUGUCCUCAAGAUUCAAGCCUCGGGUCCCAGUAAUUAAGAAAUGCAUUGACAUUCUGAUCGAGAAAGAAUAUUUGGAGCGAGUUGAUGGUGAAAAGGACACCUAUAGUUACCUGGCUUAACCCUUCCAGAAGGGUCUGCGCGUGGCAGCAUCGCUCCGAGGGAAGGAUGGAGCCGCGUUCCCAGCUGCCCGCCCGCGCAUUCGGACCUCCCUCCUCAGCCCACGGGCGGGCUCGGGGCAUCAGAACUGCUCAGGAUCGAUCCACUUCGAGUCUGUACAUAGGGACACCAACGCCAUUUAACCUAAUUUAAGAACCGAGGGGACGGGCCCUUCGGCGCUGAGGGCUGCAUGCUAUGCAUCUAAAUCAGUACAUCAGCCACGGGGUCACGGCCGCAGGCUCCGGCGACCCCAGGACGUCGGCAGCACUUGGAGAGCAAGUCUAAACGGCCCCGCGUGUAAUCUGCUAUGAAAAACCAUUUGUAUAGUGUGUUUCAUUUUUUAAUGUGUGAAAAUAAAGAAAAUUAAAGGAUUUCUGUACAAGUCGCA